Phaedon cochleariae (mustard beetle) is the source of this 1615-nucleotide messenger RNA. The record is from the annotation of a GenBank genome assembly. NCBI's taxonomy places the organism in Eukaryota, Metazoa, Arthropoda, Insecta, Coleoptera, Chrysomelidae.
AAUGUUAUGGUUAGUUUGAAAUUUUGAAAUUCGAAUUCGGGAAAUUUUAAAUUUACAUGGUUCCUCUAUCUAUACGGUAAUGGCUGAACAGUAUAAAUCUUUGCAUCCAAUUAAAUACUAUAGGGAUUACUUUUCUCACCAAAUUCGCCCUGAUGGAAGAGAAUUUAACAAAUUCAGACCAAUUGUACUCAAUGUUGCUUCAAUUGACACUGCUGAUGGGUCUGCAAUAGCAAAAGUUGGCAAAACCACUGUAGUAUGUGGAAUCAAAGCAGAGCUAUGUAAACCAAAGGCAGAUUGUCCAAAUGAAGGCUUCAUAGUACCCAAUCUGGAAUUACCUCCUCUUUGUUCCCCAAAAUUUCGACCUGGACCUCCCAGUGAUCAAGCACAAGUCUUAACUCAACUCAUAGCUGAUAUUAUUGAAAACUCAAAAUGCAUUGAUUUGUCAGAUCUUUGUAUUUUUCCUGAUAAACUGGCAUGGUGUCUUUUUGUUGAUUUCAUCUGCUUGGAUUUUGAUGGGGCUGUAGUUGAUGCUUCAAUUGUUGCCCUAAUGGGAGCCCUAAGGACUGCUACUCUGCCUUUUGUGGCAUAUGAUCCUGCUUUAGACAAUAUUCAAGUAAACUUAGAUGAAAAGAAAAAGCUCAAUAUCCAUAAUACACCUGUAUCAACAACAUUUGCAGUAUUUGAUGACAAAAUUAUAUUGGCUGAUCCAACUGUUGAAGAAGAAAAUUUAUGCACAGGUAUCCUUACUAUAGUUGUGAAAGAUUCUGAACUUUGUUGUAUCCAUAAACCUGGUGGUAGUGCCCUUAGUGAAGAAGAAUUAUUGAAAUGUAUAGAUGAUUCCAAAGAAAGAAUGAUUCUAGUUAAAAACCUCAUUGAACAAACCAUAAAAGAUGUUUAAGUGAUUUAAUCUAGGUGUUUAUAGAAUUUACCUAUAUCUCUUUGUUUUUAUAUCAUUUUUGAGAUACAUAUAAUUGUUGUUUCCCAAUUAUUAAUGGCUCUCAUGGUUUUCAAUUUCAAUCUUUUUAACCUCAUUAUGUAUAGUAUACUUUCCUAAUUUCCCUAAAAGAAGACAAAAUUGAGUGAAGUAAAGUUUAUUAGAAGUACUCAUUAACAAUAGGUAUAGGAAUGCAUAAUUUCACAAAUAAAUCAUGAAAUGAAAAUACUUUUGAAAAUACAGUCUCAUAAGUUACUAUUACUACCAAAACUAUGCUAACAGUAAGUAUAUAGGUACCAAAAUGAAAAACCAGUUAUUUCCUCCCUCUUCUAUUCAUGUCUUGGGUCCAGUCUUCUCCUGAUCUUCCUCCAUUUUCUCUACCUUCUGCUUAGCAGGCUCCCCUGUCUGGACAACUGGUAUAGCUUUGUGACCGAUCUCCUUAUCUUGAAUCCUGGGAGCAGUAAUACUCAGAACCCCAUCACUAGACAACUUGGACUCAAUGCUGUUCAUGUCGGUGUUUUCCGGAAGCACAUACCUCCUCACGAAAUGUCUGAAAAUCUGUCCAUGCUCAUCCUGCUUUUCUUCGUGCUUACCCUCAAUCGUGAUAGUGCGAUCCCCUGUGACUUUCACCGUUAUUUCCUCCGGUUUGAACUGCUGAACGUCCAAGUUGGCUUGGAAUUU